Leptopilina heterotoma is the source of this 847-nucleotide messenger RNA. RefSeq names its product probable 39S ribosomal protein L23, mitochondrial (gene mRpL23). Bases 206 to 667 code for a protein of 153 amino acids. Lineage: Eukaryota; Metazoa; Arthropoda; Insecta; Hymenoptera; Figitidae. Gene Ontology annotation, cellular component: ribosome; mitochondrial large ribosomal subunit. Gene Ontology annotation, biological process: mitochondrial translation. The transcript is spliced from 3 exons. Gene Ontology annotation, molecular function: structural constituent of ribosome. The record is from RefSeq and is a predicted model, not a curated record.
UGUUCAUUGCUUACCAUGUUCUGUAUGCAAGAUUUAUAUUUAUCUAUAUCUAUACUAGAAUAAUAUUUUUAAUUUUCAAAAAAAAAAACAUAAAUAUAAAUUUGAUUACAUGUAAACUUCUAUUACAAAGAAUAUUAUAUUCAAGUUAUAAUUGACUGUUACUACAUACAUAGUUUUACGAUUAUUUUUAAGAAUAAUAUAAAUAAUGUCAACACGUUGGUAUCCAUUGUAUCAAAGAGGAAAUCCUCAACUACGUGUAUUUUUAUCAAAUUUUUGGCUCAAACUUGUCCCACCAGAAAAGAAACAACCAAAAAAUAUUGUCAAAUUUCAUUGUUCAAUGGAAAUGACCAGAAUGGAUGUAAAAAAUUAUUUAGAAAAAAUAUAUAAUGUCAAAUCAAUUCAUGUUAGAACGAGAAUACAAUUAGGUAAAUUUGAUAACAAAAAUACUGGUUAUGUUGUAAAAGACGAUGACAUAAAAUUGGCAUACGUUGUUUUGCCUAGAGAUCAGAGUUUCGUAUUUCCUGAUGUGUUUGUAACAGAAGAUACAACAAAGGAAAAGGAAGAUGAAAAUGAACAUCUUGAACAAUUAAGGAAAGGAUAUCAAGACUAUUUGACGUUCAACAAACAAUCUGAAAGAUUUCAAUUACCAGGAUGGUACAGCAUCUAAUUUAUAUUUUUUUUUUGUUCCUCGCAUUUUUUUUCGUAGUAAAGAAAAUAUCAAGGAAGUUUAAAGAAGAAAAGUGCUUUUAAUAAUGUAUAAAUUUGAUAGAAAAAUUAGCCUUUGUACCGAAUUGUAAAUUAUGCACUUGUAGGAGAACGAAUUAAUAAAAGUAUCUCGAUUUGAAAA